AGUAGUGCAGCACAGAAUGCCGAAUUAGAAGACCAAAAAGAAAGAGAAUGCCGGAUUUGAUUCGAGUUGUGGCAACAUAUUUUAACCGUGUAAUGUGUAAAUUGCGGGUAGACAUCGUCGUCUAAGAGCUCCAAAUGGGCGAAAAAGGAUUGAAGGCCAGCAUCUUUCAAUAAUCUGGACCAAACCACAAAGAACAAGGUCUUGGAUUUUCUCUCAUGUCUUCUUCUUUCACAUCCACAUCAAGUUCAACGGUCAAUUACGUGCCAGCUGUCUACCCGGACAUGAUGAGUUCAUUCUGCAUGUGGACUAUGAGGUCCAACCUGGUGAUAAAUGGGAGAGUGUCUCAUCAAAGUUUGGAUCUUUUGUUGUGGAAAAGACUGAAAGGACAUUGAUUGCAUUUCAAGUUGUGACGUUAGAUCUUUUAUGUGGUUGUUCCAAGAACGGGGAUGUUGUGAUUUACAGGGUCUGACAAGGAGAUACACUUUAUAUAAUCUGUUCUCAGUUCAAUACAGAUAUUAAUAGAACCAUCAAGUUGAAUCAGAUUGCAAAUCCAAAUCUUAUUCAUGAUGGAGAAGUAAUCUUUAUCCCUGAACCAGGCAAGGAAUAGCUUUUACUUGUGUUUGGUGCAAUCUUAGCUAAAAAAUUUGGUUUUCUGUUAGCAUAAAAACUGUAUAGCUUCUAAUCAUCUCUCUUUGAUUUUUAAUGUGCAUCUAUUGGCAGCAGAUCUUCAAAACCUUACCUUGCUUGACAAUAAGGGUCAGAGGCUUAUAUUUUGUUUUCCGUUACUAUGAUUGUUGAUAUACAUAUAUAUUGAUUCUAUCAGAAACUCUUUAUUCAGUUCUUGGCAUCUUUAUUAUGGUGGCUUUCAUUAGAUAUAACAUUUAAUAUCUGUUUAUAUAUAAAUUGUUACCGAAAUAUUUCUUAUCUUAAUAUUCAUUUAAUCCAUCUAGAUGCCAGUUAUAAAAGUAUGUCAGUCUUCUACAUGUGAACUUAUUUAACAUUCUCAAAUUUUUGUAAGCUCGUAUUCAUUGCUAGGAAUAAUUUUAUUUUGGUGAGUUUUACCUGAGUCACAAUGCCACUCUAAGUUCUUCUUUGCUGUCUUAAAGAUUUGAAUAUCAAAAAAUCAUCAAAAUCUAA
This is a messenger RNA of Rubroshorea leprosula, 1137 nucleotides long. The record is from the annotation of a GenBank genome assembly. Lineage: Eukaryota; Viridiplantae; Streptophyta; Magnoliopsida; Malvales; Dipterocarpaceae.